AUGUCAGACCCACACGUCACCGUGACGCUCGUCCCCCUUUUCGAAGACACCCACCCUCUGCGUACCCUCACCCUCACCAACAAUGAUAAGACCGUGGCCAUCGGACGUGCCUCAAAGCGUGAAACUCGAAAACGGAGUCCCGCAACAGAUAACGCUUGGUUUGAGUCUCGGGUCAUGUCUCGUGACCAUGCCUUUCUUAACAUAUCGCCGGACCAAAAUAUGGUUUUCAUCGCCGACUGUGGCUCAACACACGGAACCUUCCUGAAUGAUAGCAAGCUGGUGACAGAUGUGGAUACCCCACUGUAUAGUGGAGAUAUCAUCCGAUUUGGUGUUGAUGUCGACCGUGGCCAGGAGGUUUUUGAGGCCAUCGAAGUCCGCUGCAAGGUUGAGUGGCUCAAACCCCAGCGUGUGGUCAUUCCAGAUGAUGGUAUUGCUAUCAAACCGGAUCCAAGUCCGUCAACCAACAGUUUCUCUGUCCCCGAAGACGAUAGCGACAUGGAGGCUGCCGACCUCCCCAGUGAUGACUCUUCUAAAGAGUCUGUUGCUAGAUCUUGGGAAACCACUGUUCUACAGCCCGUGGAUACGUCUCUAGUUUCUCCUGCCUCGAGCGUCCAAAGUGACGAACAUUCCAAGGACAAGCCGGAGCUCCAUUGGGAAGGUUUUUCUCCUACCGAGGAGUCUAUCUCAAAAGUUAUGCUCGGCCCCACACCACUGGUCCCGGAGCUUCUUAGUCCGCUGUCUGAUACCAAACCGGUCUCCGACAUUAAACCAUCUCCUGGUAAACCGGUCUCAGAUGCCAAUAUAUCUCCCGCCAAACUGGCCUCUACCGAACUUCUAUCUGCUCAACAAGCACAUGAAGCAGAUAGCCUCCCUGCAAUCUGUUACCAGAAAGUACCCGAAAUUCAUUUCAGCAAUUGGACCAUGAUGCGGCCUAUGUUCAUGCGCCUGGCAGACAUGGCUUGGGGUGAAUCCAACAUCAUACCCGACGUUGACCAUGACAGACAAAUUAUCCACGCUGCACGCCGUUGUUCUCUCUCCAAAGAUUCGUACUGGGUAGACGAUUCCCCUAGCUUCCAACCUUGCGUUGGGACAGAAGUCUAUUGGGAGCCGGACUCCGAGGAAUCAGACACGUCGUUCCAUCGUAUGCCCGGCAACCUUCUUAGGUACUGGUCAGUCGACAAGCGAAGAUAUUGGAUCAUCUACGAAGACGAAGGCGGCCAGCAGAUGAGCAAUUGGUGGUGGAUCGUUGAAAAGCCACUGGAGCUUCUCAGCGAGGAACUGAAGCGCCAGCUCGAGACUGAAACCGAGGUUGAUGACUGUCACAAAUGCUGGUUCGUGAGGGCUUGGGAGCCCCAAAUGAUCGGAGAUCGAUGGUGCGAUGUGGCUCCUUACUGGGAUCCGAAUUUCGAUGAAAAUUGGCUCUCUGAUGACGAGUCCGUUGAUUCAGACGAAGAAGCCCAGGGAAGCGAGGGGUACAUGUCUGAGUCAGAUGGUCGCAGUGAUUCGAUCUCAGAGAAUUACGGCGAAUAUUCAUACGGGAUGUUCGAAAGCGAAUCGAUUCACGGAGACGGCUGUGAAGUGUCGACAGAAGACUCCGAGGAAGACGACGAAGAGAAAGAUUAUGACGAGGACUUGGAGGAAGAUGAUGAGGUCUCUGAUGAAUCCGAAAACGACUCUGAUUGUUCCUCUGAGGAUGAGAGUCUUGAACACCGUAUUCUGCAGAAGCCUGAUACCCGUUCCUUGCUUGAUUUGGAGUAUGUGAAGGAACUUGGACGCAUCAACCACACUGAUGCCGUUGAAGUGUCCAAGCAUGUACCUGACGAGGCUCUCGGGGGCCAGUCACUGAACCCCACACCGAACGAGAGAAACCCAUUGAUGACACAGACUACCCCUGGUAUGAAAAACCCAGGCGCUCAGUUCCCGACAUACACUGUUUCUGGUGAGCUGCCAAGUUCAUGUCAGAACAAAUACCCACCAAUGCAACAGAAGGUCGACAGCACUGUUGGCAUUCCGCCCUUAUACCAUGGAUUCGGGAAUUGCUAUCACGAUGGACCGUUCUCGACCAGCGCUACCGUGGACAAUGCCUUUCCCUACCUGGCAACAUCUAGAAAAUCAAAUGUGAAGCGUACUGCAACAGAGAUGGAAUCGUCGUCCGUUGAACCUGGUUUUUCUCAAGAUGCUCAGCGGCUGCCUGUAGAGCCAGCUAGCCAGCCAGAUCUCAAUUCGUACACAAUUUCCUCUGAAGCUAAGGAUGCGAUCAGCUCCGCACUUGCUGAGAAUGAGCGUCCGGCAAAGCGAAUCAAGCCUAAUCAUCCAACCUCAAAGUCCUUGGCAAGCCAUGCCACCACGGCUGUUGUCAGCGCUCUGCUGGGUGGUCUGGGAACUAUCGCUGUCCUAGCAGCCUUGCCCAAUGGAUACUUCCAGUGA
This is a messenger RNA of Penicillium samsonianum, 2427 nucleotides long. RefSeq names its product FHA domain protein. The coding region runs from base 1 to 2427 and encodes 808 amino acids. The transcript has 4 exons. Lineage: Eukaryota; Fungi; Ascomycota; Eurotiomycetes; Eurotiales; Aspergillaceae. Gene Ontology annotation, molecular function: protein binding. Gene Ontology annotation, cellular component: cytoplasm. The record is from RefSeq and is a predicted model, not a curated record.